AUUGUCGUUCUCCAAAGCGAAACCAAAUUCAUCUUCAAGGCAAACCCCCCCUCUCUCUCUAGAAGCUUCUCGUUCUUCUUCUUCUGGGUCGAAACCACUGCGAGGAAAGCUUGUAAGGAGAGGGAGAAGAAGAUGAUGCAUAUGACGUUUUACUGGAGCAAGGAGGUGACCCUCCUGGUGGAGUCGUGGCAGACCACCACGUGGACCAGCUACGCCUUCACCCUCGUCGCCUGCUUCCUCGCCUCCGCCUUCUACCAGUUCAUGGAGGACCGACGCGUCCGCCUCAAGCUCGCCUCCUCCGCCGAGGCCGCCGCCAAGCCCCCCUCCGACGCCGACGCCGCCGCCUCGGAGGCCCCGCUCGAGACGCCGUUCCUCCGCUCGAAGGUGACGGCGUCGGCCGGCGGGAAGAGGUGGACGGCGGCCCGGGUGGGAGGGGGGGUGCUGUUCGGGGUGAACGCGGCGAUCGGGUACCUGCUGAUGCUGGCGGUGAUGUCGUUCAACGGAGGGGUGUUUCUGAGCGUGGUGUGCGGGCUGGGGGUUGGGUAUCUGGUGUUCCGGAGCGGGAGCGACGACGCCGUGACGACGGUGAGGGCCGUCGCUGAUAAUCCCUGCGCGUGUGCCUAGGCUUAAGCUUUUCUUAUUCGAUAAGGUUAAGGUAACAUCACCAUGUAAAUCAUCUCUCUCUCUCUCUCUCUCUCUCUCUCU
This is a messenger RNA of Rhodamnia argentea, 705 nucleotides long. RefSeq names its product copper transporter 5.1-like. The record is from RefSeq and is a predicted model, not a curated record. Gene Ontology annotation, cellular component: plasma membrane. Gene Ontology annotation, molecular function: copper ion transmembrane transporter activity. Gene Ontology annotation, biological process: intracellular copper ion homeostasis; copper ion transmembrane transport. The coding region runs from base 133 to 624 and encodes 163 amino acids. NCBI's taxonomy places the organism in Eukaryota, Viridiplantae, Streptophyta, Magnoliopsida, Myrtales, Myrtaceae. The transcript is spliced from 2 exons.